AUGUUUUUAUCCUGGAUGUUCAUAUUUUGGCCAUCGACUAUGUAUCCGAGUGAAUUGGAUGGAUCACGUUAUAUACUACGACCAUCGCAACCAACACCUAAUGAGCCGUGCAUUACUCGAAAACCACCAUUUAGUUUUCCUUGUCACCACUAUUGUGCGAAUUCGGCGCUUGCACCAGAAAAGAAGUUGCCGUAUACCAAACUGUUCAAGUCAAUAUGUGACUUCGACGUCAGACCGCCAAUAACGAUUAAACUGUAA
This is a messenger RNA of Adineta ricciae, 258 nucleotides long. The record is from the annotation of a GenBank genome assembly. Lineage: Eukaryota; Metazoa; Rotifera; Eurotatoria; Adinetida; Adinetidae.